GCAUGACUCCACAACUUUUAAAUCAGAGCCGGCCAUACUCUACGAGUCUUCGUCUUCGUCUUCGUCUUCAUCUUCAUCUUCAUUCCUCUCAUUCUCUCUCGAGUUAAACCUAGAGUUGAACUCAUGGAUCCUCAGCCUGAGCCAGUCAGCUACAUCUGUGGCGAUUGUGGCAUGGAGAACACUUUGAAGCCCGGAGAUGUCAUUCAGUGUCGAGAGUGCGGUUACCGUAUUCUCUACAAGAAACGCACUCGCCGAAUCUUGGAGAAACUAUCAAAUUUGGGCAUUUCGUCGGCGAAUCUUGCACCUGCACGGUCAAUUUUAUUGCUUUUAGAAAUUGUUGGGGCUAAUUUUGAUCUGUAUCAUGAGUAAUCACUUACCCAUCUGCUAGACAGUGAUUAAACUUUUUGCUCUUUGUAUUAUGUUUUGGGAUUUGUUUCCUCAGAAGCCUCUAAGAAUUGUUACUGUUAGUGUUCACUGAUUCAAUGGUUAACUCAUUAGUUUGGUUCACUUUUCUCCAUGGACUCCAAAGACUUUGCUUGGAUGAGCUUAGUGGGUGAAAAGCAUUUAUGCCUUCCCAACAAGUUGCUAAUGAGUAUACAAACCAUUGGAGCAAUUUACCUCAAGUUAACUAGCUUUAAAGUACAA
Molecule: messenger RNA, 645 nt
Organism: Manihot esculenta (cassava)
Lineage: Eukaryota; Viridiplantae; Streptophyta; Magnoliopsida; Malpighiales; Euphorbiaceae
Product: DNA-directed RNA polymerases II, IV and V subunit 12
Exons: 3
Coding region: 124-369 (81 amino acids)
Biological process (GO): DNA-templated transcription
Cellular component (GO): RNA polymerase III complex; RNA polymerase I complex; RNA polymerase II, core complex
Molecular function (GO): DNA binding; DNA-directed RNA polymerase activity; zinc ion binding
Source: RefSeq, a predicted model, not a curated record